UCCGGAUUCCAAAACAUUUGAUGUAACGUUGAUGAUCUGUUUGAUCAGAAACUUGACAUCUAUCAAUCCUCCAAUCAAUGGAUUUGACAGUCUACCACUACCAGGGGAGAUAACUCCAGGAUCUGAUCUAGCCAGGAUAAAAUGUUACAGGAAUAAACUAGCUCAUCAUGAUGGUAAUACAAUGGACACUACUUAUUUCAAUACAGCAUGGGAAGAUAUAUCAGAUGCUGUAGGUCGAUUGGGAGGUCAAACAAUGUAUCAAGAGUGUCAAGGGUUAAAGGUGAAAAUCUUGGACCAGUCUAAUCAGGAAAUUAUGUUGGAAAUCAAACAAUCACUGGAAGAGUUGAAAGAACUGAAACUAACAAUGGAAAUUUUGAAAGACCCAAUACCAUGGCACAUCAAAGAGCUGUUAAAAAAACAAAUAGAAGACUGGGAAAAGAAAGAUAAGAUGUUCGUGUCUACAAGAGCUUGUGAUUAUGUCAUGGAACAGUUACAGGACAACAGUUGUUUGACAUUAACCGCCCCAUCAGGAGUUGGAAAAUCAUUUAUUGCAAGACACACAGCACUUCUUUUAAAGAAGGAAGGGUACAAUAUAAUACCAGUGUUCUCACCAACAGACAUUAGAGAUUAUUAUCAGCCUGAUAAACAGACCGUCUUCAUUGUAGAUGAUAUUUGUGGAAAUUUCACUGCCAACCAACAACAGAUUGAUAACUGGAAACAACUGUUACCUGUGAUUAAAACAAUAAUGGCAGACAAAUGUUGUAAGAUUAUUGUAUCUUGUAGAUUACAAGUCUAUAAAGAUGAAAAGUUUAACAUAUUAUCACCUUUUAAAUCUUGUGAAUGUAAUUUAAUAUCAGAUAAGUUAUGUCUUACAUCUGUAGAGAAAACAAAUAUAGCAAAAAUUUAUAUUGGCACAAGCAUGACAGACAUUGAUGAUUCAUCUUCUAAAUGUGAUUUUUUCCCACUCUUAUGUUCCUUAUAUCAUGAAAAAGAAGAUGUAGAUGUCAAAGAGUUUUUCAAAAAUCCUUUUAAUGUCUAUAAACGUGAGCUAGACAGGUUAAGUGAGCAUGGUGAUGAAGGGAACUAUAAAAUAUGUAGUCUUGCUUUAUGUGUUCUCUUUAAUAAUCAGCUGAAAGAGAAAUGGUUCCAGGGUAAAGUUACAAAUGAACAACAAAAUAUUAUAGAAGACACAUGUGAGGCUUGUAAAUUGAACCGAGGUACAUCGAAAGCAAAACUUAAAGAGGCUAUUGACACUCUAGAUGGUACAUUUAUAUGUAAACAUAAUGAUAUUUAUAGAACUCUACAUGAUAAACUGUUUGACUUUCUUGCUCAUUACUUUGGUCAGAAAAUGAUUGAAUGUUUAAUAGACCAUGGUGAUAGUGAUUUAGUACAUGAACGUUUUAUCUGGCAGGAAUCAUCAGAUGACAAGAACAGUAACAUAGACUUCAUUAUUAAAAUACCAGAUGAUUGUUUAGAAUCAUAUUUACAAAGGUUUAGAAAGGACUGGUCAGUAGGAAAGGUGUCAGCUUUAUUCAGAAACAAUAAUAUAAAAGUAUCAUCAUUCAGACAAAAGUUAUUACAGUACUUACUACAACUAGAUAAACCACAACAAGUAAUAUUAGCCAGUACCAAGGAUACAGUGCUACCAAAGGAGAAUUCUGGAUCAGGUAAUACUCCACUGAUACUUACUUGUUUUCGUGGUUAUACAGAUAUGGUACAGUGGAUGUUACAUAAUAAUGUGGAUGUGGAUCAGUGUAGAGAUGAUGGGGUUACUGGACUACGCAUGGUAAGUGAUAAAGGACAUACUGAUAUAGUAAAGUUACUGUUAGAGAGGAAUCCUAAUGUUAAUCUAUGUGACAAGAAUGGCUAUAGUCCUCUGUACAUGGCAAGUUGUAAAGGACAUACUGAUAUAGUAAAGUUACUGUUAGAGAAGAAUCCUAAUGUUAAUCUAUGUGACAAGAAUGGCUGUAGUCCUCUGUUAUGUGCAAGUAGUAAUGGACAUACUGAAAUAGUAAAGUUACUUUUGGAGAAGAAUCCCAAUGUUGAUCUAUGUGCCAAAGAAGGUUUUACACCACUGAUCAUUUCAUGUAGUAGUAACCACACCAGUAUAGUCCAGCUAUUAAUGAAACAUAAACCAGACAUCAAAGCCCAGACGGAUGAUGGAGGUAAUGCUUUAUAUUUCAGUGCACUGAACGGAAACCUAGAGAUAACACGGUUAUUGUUAGAGAACAAUGCUGACAGUAAUAUAUGUAUGCAUAGUAAACAGUCUAUAGCAGAGACAUAUAAUAACCGUCUGGAUUACACCUUAGAUAAAGAAAGACAGGAAUGGUUUGACUUUCUCUUAGAAAAGGCUUCAUCAAAUAUUAGAGAUUACAUCAGUGAUAUGUCAGUAGGUUAUGGGUUUAAUGUAGUAGUUAGUUCUUCUCCAUUACAUAUAGCCUGUUUUAUGGGUAGGACAGAUGUAGUCCAUUGUCUUCUCAAAUACCAUGUUAACAUCAAUAUGACAAAAGAAGAUGGAACAACUCCAUUAUUUUAUGCAUGUGAAGUAGGACAUGAAGAUAUUGUACAUUUAUUGUUAGAUAAAGGGGCAGAUACAAAGAUAUAUAGACUAGAUGGAAAAUCCCCGUUAAACAUCGCAACAGAUAAUGGACAUACAUCUAUAGUAAUGAUGUUACAAAUCGCACAAAGAAAGAAGAAAGUUCAACUUUCUUCUUAAGUCUUGUUCUUUAGUCAGUGGUUUUUCAUGAAAUAUAAAAAAAGAUAUGCAAGGAAUGUGGAUUUUUUUUUUAUUCAACUCUUGUUCUGUAGUCAGUGGUUUGUAAUGACAUGUAAAAAUCAUGCAGCAGAUGAGAAAAAAACCUUUCUUUUUUAUUUUCUUGUUGUUAGGUGUUAGUUUAUGUUUGGUAUUUACUGCAAUUCAUCCCAUCAUAUUCUCUCUAUUUCUACACAUGCAGUUAAGCUUCACAUUACAUGAAUAUAUAUCUUAAUUGUAUCACAAGGAAUAGAAGAAACAUUUUAAAGUAGGAAAUACUUUUGCACUCUUGUUUCAAAUUAUUUUAUCCUGGAAGUAAUGAAAGUAAUACGACUGAAUGCUGUGUAUAACCACCCUGCUUAAAAAAAAAGUAUGAAACUUACUUGCCUUGCCAGUUUUUUUACUAUUUUGUAGUAACCUCAUAAAGUUUUAACAUGGCAGCUAACUCCAUUUUAAGUCAAUAUUUUAUAUCCGUUUUCAAAAUUGCUGGGGCUGUUUCAAAAAAAUCUUACUGCAAGAAUUGUUUGUAAGUUAUUUACUGAAAUGUUCUUGACUGAAGAGUAUUUUUUUCUCUUUCGAAUUUUUGUGAUAUUUGUCCUAAUUUUUAACAUUGCAGAGAAAUGCAUCUGUAGAAAAAAAGUUUGAAUAUGACAGCUUCUGUUGCAGUAAAAUAUGUACCAUUACUAUGACAGGUUUAGAUAAAUUCCCCUGGUAAAGAAAUGUUCAACAUCACAGUUUUACUGUCUAGAGUGCCAUGUAAGCAAUGCAGACUCAAGUUUAUUAUAGUUAAUUAACUCCUUGUAAGUUACAGCAAAAUCAAUCUAUAUACUGUGAUUAGUCUCAAGUAAUAGAAUUAAGAAUUUCCAGUAACAAUUAUUUUUACCAUUUAUUACUGUUUGAAUUAUAUAUUGUAAUAUAGAAAUAUAUUUUGAUGAUAUAAAAAUAAUCAUAAUAAAAUCAUU
This is a messenger RNA of Mytilus trossulus (common blue mussel), 3714 nucleotides long. RefSeq lists its product as uncharacterized. The transcript has 3 exons. The record is from RefSeq and is a predicted model, not a curated record. NCBI's taxonomy places the organism in Eukaryota, Metazoa, Mollusca, Bivalvia, Mytilida, Mytilidae. Bases 32 to 2716 code for a protein of 894 amino acids. Gene Ontology annotation, molecular function: protein binding.